Messenger RNA from Lathyrus oleraceus (garden pea), 1028 nucleotides. RefSeq names its product autophagy-related protein 101. The coding region runs from base 218 to 874 and encodes 218 amino acids. Gene Ontology annotation, biological process: autophagosome assembly; autophagy. The record is from RefSeq and is a predicted model, not a curated record. Gene Ontology annotation, cellular component: phagophore assembly site; Atg1/ULK1 kinase complex. The transcript is spliced from 7 exons. NCBI's taxonomy places the organism in Eukaryota, Viridiplantae, Streptophyta, Magnoliopsida, Fabales, Fabaceae. Gene Ontology annotation, molecular function: protein kinase binding.
AUUUUAUUUUAUAAUAAAUGAUGAAGAGAGUAAUAACAAUAACUAUUUGCACAAAAAGAAACCCAUCUCCCCUAGUUUCUACUCUCUACUCCCUCUGAUUGCGAAUACAAACAAGUCAUCGCUUACUUCUUCAAAACACUUCACGCUAUUCCCCUUCUUCUCCGAUCCACGUAACUGUUUCUUCUCUUCCCCAAACAAACUAGGGUUUCAUCCAAUCAUGAACUGUGAAGUUUUCCAGCUCAACGAACUCGAAAUCGAACACUUUGAGAUACGCGAAGUUUUACGAUGCAUAUUGCACACGAUCAUUUUUCAUCGGGCGCUAGGUCUUGUGCGUCCUAAAGAUGUAGACUUGGAGCUCUUUGACAUUACCUAUGUUCAAUGUGGAGAGGUCGAGGUUGAAAUGAAAAUAGAAGAGAAAAUUGAGCAGUUUAUUUGUUGGGUGGAGAAACAUCCUAACAAAAAGAGUCAGAUAUGCUUAUCUUUCUAUGAGGUUAAAAACAAACAGGCAUCUUGGUUCAGUAACAGGAUUGAGCGUUUGUAUUGGGAGCAAUGGUAUAUUAAUCUGAAUGUAGCCCAGCAUCUGAAAUCGCAUUCAAGCAAGUCUCAUCAUUCUAAAGUUGCUGAUCCCAGAGAGGGAGCAUUGGAGGAUAGAAAUGCUCGAAGUGCAGCACUUGAAGUAUCGCUACGCGAUGUUUUGCUUCAAAUAAUUAAAUUCGUCAAUGAGAAAAAGGAUCAUGUUCCACCAAUACCUAAUCUGGAGGGUGCUAUUUCGUUUCCCUAUGAAAUUACAAUACCUAGUUCAUCCGAUUCUGCAUUUGGGAUGGACAUUAUCAAGAGAAUGCUACAAACUGGGCAUCCAACAAUGCUAAGUUGACCUUCAGAGUUGCAGUUUAUGAGAUUUAGUGUAUGUUUGAUUUCAGUUGGUAAAAACAAAACAAAAGUGAUUUUAAAAGUAUAGAAUUGAUUUUGACAUAUUUGAUUUUCAUAUAGUACAAUUGAUUUUGCCAUCAGAAUUGAUUUUGCCAUCA